CGUACACGCCUGUUUAGUUGGUAUUUCUAUGUUGAAAAUUUAACAAUUUUGAUUCCCAUCUUAUCUUAAACCAAAAUAAUUAUAAAUUAGUGGUAAAUUAUAAGAACAUGGAGGCAACAAAUCCAUACAGGUGGAUGCAAGGGCAUCACCAGGUUUGGUGGGCAUAACAUGCCAACUAUGUCAAAGAGGAAGUCUUAAUUUACAUUAAUUACAAGUAAACCUACUUUAAAUUUGGCUUAUUCAGAGUCUUAGCGCAGGCAAAACUUUUGAAUUGAAUUAAACUAAUCUUGCUGCGUUAUGUUUAUGUAUAUGAUAAAAUUUAGUUGAAAAUGUGAGCAGAAGAAUUGAAGCUUAUCUGCAGCUGUAUAAUGGUGGCACUAACCCACAACUCUCUUAUGUAUUCUGAGAAUCUGACGCUUCCCACGUUUCAGGUGAUAGUGAUGAAUGCAAACAUGGGCUGCGCUGAAUGUCGACAAAGAGUCUCCCAACUUACUUCAAAGAUAAAUGGACUUAAAGAAUAUACAGUGGAUGUGCCCAAUAAACAAGUGAUUGUGAAAGGGGAUUUGGGAUUUCAUAGCAAACUCCGCUAUCGUUCUCCUUUCCACAGAAAUAUGAAGACGGGCAGUAUAUUUUGCCUCAGCUUACAAGCAAAUUUAAGGAGAUGGAGAAAGCGUAUAAGUCGGCAUUUUUUACCACUCUCGUCCUCGCAGCUGGAUAGCAAAGGCAGACUCUAAUUCAAUAUCCAUGCUCUAUUAAAGAAGACUGCCAACCGCUUUCCCUAGAGCUCCCUGUUAUAUGUCUUAACAAUCAAUCCGUGCGUUUGUGGAAGAAUCCCAAACCAAACAAACUCUCCCUCCCUUAAAUGGGGGAGUGUGUAUUUCAGUUUGUGUGAUGGUGAAAUAAAGAAAUUAUGUGGUCUAUUUUAUGCAAA
Molecule: messenger RNA, 931 nt
Organism: Mangifera indica (mango)
Lineage: Eukaryota; Viridiplantae; Streptophyta; Magnoliopsida; Sapindales; Anacardiaceae
Exons: 5
Coding region: 369-734 (121 amino acids)
Molecular function (GO): metal ion binding
Source: RefSeq, a predicted model, not a curated record